This is a messenger RNA of Chlamydomonas reinhardtii, 2044 nucleotides long. RefSeq lists its product as uncharacterized. Gene Ontology annotation, cellular component: intracellular membrane-bounded organelle. Bases 120 to 1214 code for a protein of 364 amino acids. Gene Ontology annotation, molecular function: amino acid binding; ornithine carbamoyltransferase activity. The record is from RefSeq and is a predicted model, not a curated record. The transcript is spliced from 5 exons. Gene Ontology annotation, biological process: L-citrulline biosynthetic process. NCBI's taxonomy places the organism in Eukaryota, Viridiplantae, Chlorophyta, Chlorophyceae, Chlamydomonadales, Chlamydomonadaceae.
CUCGAUAAUGCAGCGCUGCAUUGUCUUGUUAGUGUGGUGUUACAGCUUGCCGCUUCAGUCCUUACUUCACUUGCUUUACUGUAUACACAAACUGCAACGUGCUGAGCUGAUUGAGACAAAUGCAAGCCCUUCGGAACCGCGUGGAGGCGCCCUGCAGCACCAGCAGCCGGUCCUGUAGCCAUGUACCAGUGCGGCGGCCUGCCACUAGCCGUCGUGCGCUGCACAUUGUCGCAGCGCAGUCGACGCAGCCCUACUGGUACAGUGCUAAGACCAUCACGCCUCCCAAGAAGGGCAAGCACUUCCUGCACCUAGACGACUUCUCUAGGGAUGAGCUGCUUGACAUGCUGGAGAAGGCGAAGCUGUGCAAGGCAAAAUUCUACACACGUGACGAGUCGUUCAAGCCGUUCGCGGGCCAGACUAUGGCGAUGAUCUUCACUAAGCCUUCGGCUCGCACGCGUGUCUCAUUUGAGACGGGCUUCUUCCGCCUGGGCGGCCACGCGCUGUACCUGGACCCCAACACCAUCCAGCUGGGCAAGCGCGAGCCCACCAAGGACAUUGCCCGUGUGCUGUCCGGCUACAACGACGUCAUCAUGGCGCGCCUGUUCGCGCACGCCGACCUGCUGGAGCUGGCCGAGUACAGCUCCGUGCCCAUCAUCAACGGCCUCACAGACUACAACCACCCCUGCCAGAUCAUGGCGGAUGCGCUGACGCUGCUUGAGCGCAAGGGCCGCGUUGAGGGCACCAAGGUGGUGUACGUGGGUGACGGCAACAACAUCGUGCACUCAUGGCUGCGCCUGGCCACCCGGCUCUCGUUCGAGUUCGUGGUGGUUUGCCCGCCCGGCUACGAGCCCUGCCAGAGCACUGUGGAGGGCGCGCGGGCGGCGGGCCUGUCGUCCAUCACCGUCACGUCGGACAUUAACGCGGUGAAGGGCGCGGACGUGAUCUACACGGACGUGUGGGCGUCCAUGGGGCAGAAGGAGACCAUCGACGAGCGCAAGAUUGCGUUCGCGCCGUAUCAGGUGAACGAGAAGCUGAUGGCGCUGGCGGGCGCGCAAGCGCUGUUCAUGCACUGCCUGCCGGCGGAGCGCGGGCUGGAGACCACGGACGGCGUGAUGGAGAGCCCGCAGAGCGUGGUGUUCCAGGAGGCGGAGAACCGCAUGCACGCACAGAACGGCAUCCUCUUGCACUGCCUGGCGGCCACCAAGAACCUGUAAGGAGCACCUGGGUGGCGGCAGCAGCAGCAGCAGCAGCGAUGGCAGCAGCGGCGGCAGCGGCGGCAGCCGGCGCAGGCUGUGAGCAGCGGCGUCUUCUUGCAGUGAGCAAAAUCAGGAGCAGGAGCGGGAGUGGCUUCAGGAGAUGGAGGACUGGAGCAAGUUGGGCGGCGGCACGGCACUAGCGUCGGCGUGGGCGCCGGAGUUGCCGAGCAGGCGGUGCAGGUUCUUCCGGGGCACUGGAUGCCUGCGCAGCGUCCGGCGUGAUGUGGAGGGGUGCGGCGGCUAGCGGAGGGUGCGAGGUGCUGGGCGCGAGGGGUUGCAUGAUGUCGACCGCGCCUAUCUGCGCCUAUGUGCUUGUGUGCCUGUGGAAUCGCAACUGCAAGGUUGCAGUAUUAUAUGGUGUUGUGAGUCCAUGUACAAGGAGCGUGGGUAUGUGGGCUGGGCCCGAGCUAGCAGCGAAUGCGGGCUGGUGUCGCGGUACGGUGAACGAGAAGAUCAGUUACGGAAAGAUUGACGAGUGACGGCACUGCCGUGGGCAUAGCGGCCACCCCAGAAUCUGGAAUGGCCUGGCCAUGAUUGUAGGCAUCGGACUCAUGCGUUCGAUAGGGCAUUCGGUACCGCAUACGAGAGGCAUACUGCGUAUGAGCGAAUAAGCUGCCAGGAUGGCGGGAUGGGUUGGGGUUGGGUUAUUGCAGACCGAGAUUGGACGGCGGCAAACCUGAGUGUUUGACCAGUCGAACUGAGAUUUAACGGAUCAUGGGAUUCUGUGGAGUAACCUAGUCUCAUGACUCUCAUCCGCUGGUACAUUGUACUUUGCGUAGAAGCAUUUA